AUGCUACAAAAAUUUGAACAUCAAAUUGGAGGUCAUGAUAAAUUAUUAUUAACAAAUGAUGAAGCAGUAAUUGUUAAACCUUGUAAUACACUUGAAAAAGAAUUUUACGAAACCAGUGUAUUAUAUCCAGAAUUUUCUAUAUGGAUACCUAAAUUUUAUGGAAGUUUACAAUUACAAGUUGAUUCUUUGAUAAUUAGACAAGAAAUCGAAAAACAAAGUGCAAAUGUUACAGGAAAUAUUUUAUAUGGUUUUAAAAAACCGUGUUUCAUAGAUCUUAAACUAGGUACUCAACUAUGGGGUGAAGAUGCUAGCGAAGAAAAAAAGCAAAAAAUGAUUAAAAGAGCUUUAAUGACUACAUCAGCUUCGUUAGGAAUAAAAAUUACAGCAUUUAAGGUUUAUCAAAAAUCUAUUGAUAAUUAUAAAGAUUAUUCACGUGAAUAUGGGUAUACUUUAAAAGAUGAAGAUGGCAUAAUAUUAGGAUUAAGGGAUUAUUUUAGAGCAGAAAUAUCAAAGGAUAAACGAAGUUUGAUUAUUAAAACAAUAAUUAGAGAUCUUGAAGAACUUUAUAAAGCACUAGAAAAUACAGAAUUGAGAUUGCAUGGUGCAUCAUUAUUUUUGGUAUAUGAAGGUGACCCUGAUGCUUUAGAAGAGGCCUUGAGUAAAGAAAAAGAAAAUCUUGAAAAAAUAUCAUCAAAAUAUAUUGAUGUUACUGAUUUAAAAAUUAUUGAUUUUGCACAUUCUUAUUUCAGAAAAAAUGUUGGUAAAGAUGAAGGCUGCUUAUUUGGUAUUAGAAAUUUGCUGGGAUACCUUGAUCAAUUGAAGGCUACUCUUGAUGAGCUCAAGGAAGCAGGAAUUAAUCGCAAAGAAGCUGUGGAAUUCCCACAGGUCAGACAUAAAAACAUAUCAACUGAAUCUCUUUCACUUAAUGUUCAACAAUUGAAAACAUAUAAAAGCAAACUUAUCACCUUCCCAAAGAAAACUCAUGCAUCAAAUAAGAAGGCUAGCACUAUGCAAGUUCAAACCGUUACAAAUGCUACUCAACUGAAAGGAAUUAUUUCACCUAUUGAACAAUUAUGGGAUAAAUCUAAAGCAUGUCCUAUUAUAAAAGAAGAAAAGGGUGUUAGCACAUAUGCUACUUUACGCAAAUUAUGA
Messenger RNA from Entrophospora candida, 1152 nucleotides. The record is from the annotation of a GenBank genome assembly. Lineage: Eukaryota; Fungi; Glomeromycota; Glomeromycetes; Entrophosporales; Entrophosporaceae.